Corvus hawaiiensis (hawaiian crow) is the source of this 1678-nucleotide messenger RNA. RefSeq names its product linker for activation of T cells family member 2 (gene LAT2). The record is from RefSeq and is a predicted model, not a curated record. The coding region runs from base 72 to 881 and encodes 269 amino acids. Lineage: Eukaryota; Metazoa; Chordata; Aves; Passeriformes; Corvidae. Gene Ontology annotation, cellular component: plasma membrane. Gene Ontology annotation, biological process: B cell activation; B cell receptor signaling pathway; calcium-mediated signaling. The transcript is spliced from 13 exons.
CACGGGGUCACCGUGAGCCGAGCGGGGUUGUGCAGGCGCCGUCCCUCGGGGAGCCGCGAGGCGCUGCCCGGAUGCUGGGGUUGGUGAUUCACAGGGGACAGGAAACCAGCAGCUGCUCCGAGCCCGGGAGGAACCGGCUCCAGCCCCGGCAGCUGCGCCCCAGAGGUGCUGGAGGAGAUGGGACACAGCGGGGAGAGCGGCUGAGGCUGUGGGCUGGAUUUGGCUGGGCCAUGGUGCAGCCGGAGCUGUGGGCGGCUGCGGCGCUGAUGCUGCUCGGGGCGGCCCUCAGCCUCUGCCUCAAGUGCCAGCGCUCCGCUACCAAACGGGAGACACAGCUCCAUGAGCAGAGGAGCCAGCUCGAAAGCCAGCAGAGAUUUGAGGUGAUUCGAUCCCAUACCACUGCAACCCGAAGGCUGGAAAAAAUUAAGGAACCUGAAAACUUCUCAAUAGCAAGGAAAGCCACCGAAGAGCUCAGUGCUUCCUGUCACACUGGAUAUGGGAGCAGGGAUGAGUCCAGGUACCAGAAUUUCCUUGCAGAGAACUGCCUGCAAGAAGAUGCUGCCUAUGUGGAGCCCAUAUCUCUGGAUUACUACUACAACUGCACCAGGUUCUUCGCCCCACCCCGUGGUAGCUGCCCAGGCAAGCAAGAGAAAGAUGAGGAUUCCUAUUCCUAUGAAAAUGUCACCAUUGGAGCGUCUCGGGGCUCCGAUCCAGAUGACACUGUAGACUAUGAGAACAGCAUGGCGAUACACACAUGGAAACUCCAGCAAGGGCAAGCCCCGCUGACAGAGAGCCCGGAUGAUGAGCCAGACUACAUCAACGCGGGUCCUGUGUCAGGCCCUGCCCUGCUAUCAGAGCAAAGUAUUCUGCAUGAAGUCUGAAGAAAUCUUUUGCUGAGCUGUAAGAGUGCACCCAGCGAACGUGCACAGGGAGAGGGGAGAUUUCCAUGCCUCAGUGAAAUCUCUUCUCCAAACUGUGCCUGCAAUGAUGUAGAAGGAUGUUACUGAAAGGACGAAAUGCGCUGCUUGAAGCCCCACAGAAGUCCAGCUGCAAACCGCUGCCCCCAGCGACCAUGGGCAAGCCCCAGGCUCCUCAUCCCAUCUCAUUUCCCUGCAUGUCCACUCGGGGGAAGAUGGCCAGGCUGGGCAAUGUUUUCUGCUGUCAGGCAUGAAAUGAAUCCUUAACUUGCUGAGCAGUAAUGCAGCCGGCUACCUAAUUUGUCAGGGUGACUCAUGCACGAUGGUAUUAAGCCAUAGGGAUUAUGUUUGGAUUUAGUUCCUGUGCUCUCCUACAGAAGCAGUUUCCUACACAAGAGGAACUGACAAGACAGAGGUUGUGUUUAUAACAGCAGUGGUUGUCUGGAGCUGAAUGAGAUUCCAACCUGUUCACAAAAGCUAAAGAGGAUUAAAUGCCUGCCUUAUCCAUGGCUUGUAAUUCACAGUGUUGGUCUAUAGCAGUUUUCCUCAUGUUUCAGUAUCAGUUUCAUAAUGAUACAAAGCACCAGCAACAACUGUGAGGGUCAGAUCCACAGCCACCAGCCUCAGAAACUGUACCAGUCCCUCAAUAUGGCUGUAGGAACAUCAUCCCAGAAAGAGAAUCUCUAUCUCCUGAGCCCUGAUGCACAGAUCUGGCACUUCUGGAACACUUAUUUAUUAAAACUGAAAGCAUCCAAAGAAAA